CGUCAACAAAGCAAACAAAGGUGGCGGUCGUGAAGCUGACGGAUGUGUUAAACCCGGUUUGUGAUCCUGUGAGACCACCGGUAUGUUCUCCCUUCUACCGCCCAGAAGCACUUUGGUGGUGGCGGCUCUCAGCCUGGUCCUGAGCCGCUUGUCCUGCUCCUCUCUGACCGUCCCAGACGUCCCGCACAUCGCCACUUACUUCGGCACCAAGACCCGGUACGAGGACGUGAACCCGCACCUGCUGCGGGACGUCUUGUCCGUUAACAAAUCCGUCUUAAAACCGCCGCCCACCGAGCGGUGCACCCCGGUCCACCUGACCGCGGUCAUCAGGCACGGCAGCCGGUACCCGACCGUCAAAAACAUCCGGAGGAUCCAGAAACUGAGCGAGCUGGUCCGGAGAGAAGCUUCCAGGGGCUCCGCGGGCUCCGCGAGUUGGCUGCAGGACAUCCAGAGCCGCUGGGAGAACUGGUACACCGAGGACAUGGACGGUCAGCUGGUGAUGAAGGGCAGGGAUGACCUCCGUCAGCUGGCGCAGCGUCUGUCUGUCUUGUUCCCGUCGCUCCUGUCGGAGGAGAACCUGAGGAGGAUCAGCCUGAGGAGCAGCUCGAAGCAUCGCUGUGUGAGCAGCGUGGAGGCCUUUCAGGAGGGUCUGCAGCAGCUGUGGAGGCGCUCAGAGGUGCAGUAUAGCCACGAGGUGGACGACGAGCUGAUGCGCUUCUUUGAGCAUUGCCGUGGUUACGUAGAGGGCGUGGAGAAGAACCGCACGGCGCUGCUGGAGGUGGAGAAGUUCAAACAUGGGGAGGAGAUGGAGGGAGUGAAGAGGAGGAUGGCCGAGAGACUGGGCCUUCCUCAUCACCGCUUGACACCAGAUCUGGUGGAAGCAGCGUUCUUCUUGUGUUCGUACGAACUCUCAAUCAAAUCUGUUCACUCUCCGUGGUGCUUCCUGUUUGAUGAGAACGAUGCAAAGGUGUUGGAGUACAAGUCAGACCUGAAGCAGUACUGGAAGCGCUCUCAUGGUCAUGUGAUCAGCAGUCUGUCCAGCUGUCCUCUCUUUCAUCACGUGUUCAGGACGCUGGACCGGGCGGGACGUCCCCGCAGGUCCACAGAGGCAUCACCUGAGCCGGCCUCCAUCCUGGUGGGUCACGCCGAGACGCUCCUCCCCCUCCUCUCGCUGCUGGGACUCUAUAAGGAUGAGACACCGCCCACUGCCAACAACUACCACACACAGCAAGGUCGAAGUUUCCGGACCAGUCUCAUCGUGCCGUACGCCGCCAACCUGCUCUUCGUCCUGUACGACUGCCAGCGAGGCCCCCGGCUGCAGCUGCUCAUCAACGAGUCUCCGGUUCGAUUCCCGGGGCUGGAGGCGGAGGACGCGCCGCUGUACCGGGACGUCCGGGCCACAUACCGCCACCUGCUGGACGGCUGCGACUUCCACAGCGAGUGUGAGGGUCGUCCUGGAGGACGUGGACCAAACACUGAACUCUAAGAAGAGACUGGUUCGCUCUGGAUUUGAUGUCUUCAGAACGGGUCAGUGGUGAGUUGUUCUCGGCCUUCUGUCCAGCACUCGAUGAUUUAUCGUCGCCACAGGCCUGAGUAUUGCAGUCCAGGAAACCGUCACCGGGCCACGAUAAGUGGUGGUGAGAUGUGAGGCAGGCAUUUGAGUCUGUGAUGAUAUGAAAUACAUAAAUAAGAUAUUAUGGAACAAAUAAGCACCAAGAAAUUUUGAAAUCAUUUCAUAAAUUAUUGAAAGUCAUUAUUUGAAAACGUUUUCAUCGUUCUUAUCUUAACGGUAUCAGGGUUCAUUUUUAUUUCAUGACAUUUUUCAUUGAGAAAAGGUUGUUUUUAUUACAUUUUUUCUAAAGAUGCUUUAUUAGUAAAUAGCAUGAUGGAAGAUCAUCAUUAUCCUCAUAUUUGAAAAGUUUUCAUUCAAAUUCCAGCUUUUUUUGUGUGUGUUUGAUUGAUUUUGGUGAACUGACCCUUUAAUCUGUUGUAAACCAGACUCAGUGAAGAAGAUUAUUGGUGGCAGUGCGAUUCUCUUCAGGAUUGAAGCUGCUUUAUGUUCUUUAUUUAUUCUAUUUUUAUGAUCAUGUGACAUGUUUGCCUUUUGGUUCUUGAUGAUUUGAUUCCUUUGUUGAGGUUUGGCUCGCUGCAGUUCCUCUAAUGUCCACCAGAUGCUGCUGUCGAUCAAACUGACUGUAUUGAAGUGAAUGUUAAAACCUCUUGCUUCUCUCAGUCAGUGUAGUUUUUACACAAGUUCAGCUUUCAGCAGAUUCUCUGAGUCCACAUAUCCAGAUAUCUGCCCUGAUUCAGCAGAAACCUCGACACUUGGCCGUUGCCCCCCGUAGGUUAAAUCAUUGCCAAACAGCCAAGGGGUUCUGAGUCAGUCUGAGGGAGGACUUUGACAAUAAGCGUCGUGUGAAAAGAUAACGAGGCUGACAGAGAAUCAGGUCAUGAACGUCUCUGGUUCGGCUGCAGAGGUCUGAUUCUGUUUGGUGUCUUCAGGGUUAAUUAUUUUUUUACUGUUGUUUUCUUUCAAUGUCAUUGUGCCUACUGUGCGUUUCAAGUUUAGAAUGGCGGCUCGGCUUUCAUCACUUUGAGUUGUUUACUGGUGUCAGCUUUCGCUCGCUGACUUCCUGUUCCUGUGGAUGCCAAAUGUUUUUCAUUGAAAAGCUUUAAUAAACGUUUUUCACAG
Messenger RNA from Chelmon rostratus (copperband butterflyfish), 2692 nucleotides. RefSeq names its product multiple inositol-polyphosphate phosphatase 1b (gene minpp1b). Lineage: Eukaryota; Metazoa; Chordata; Actinopteri; Chaetodontiformes; Chaetodontidae. The record is from RefSeq and is a predicted model, not a curated record. The coding region runs from base 83 to 1486 and encodes 467 amino acids. The transcript is spliced from 7 exons. Gene Ontology annotation, molecular function: inositol phosphate phosphatase activity; acid phosphatase activity.